GUUAUCGAUGCAUAAUUGCCAUAACUGUGGAUUUCUUAUCUCCUACUAAUUAAUUAUCGAAAUAUCUCGUAUUUUUUAUUCCCCAUGAAAGCGCACAGUUUAGUAAUAAUAAUUACUUUGUUAAGUGGUAAACGUUAGAUUGUAUGAAAACUGCCUGUCACUUCGAUCCGACGGAUUGUGGCGUAAAGAGAUAUAAAUACGCUUCCUGCUCUCACUCAGCUACCUGCUAUUCAUAAUAAUGCAGAAAUUCACUUUUACGAGAACAAAGAUUGGCGUGACCGAUCGAUUUUUUUUCCGAUGAGUCCUUUCACACACAGGUGAACGCCGUUUGGACUUUCAUUCGAUCGAAAAGUUUGAGAGGCCGGCUCUUCACCUUCACUUCCGGUAAACUUCAGAUUUGCUAACAGCCAAACCGCAGAUGAUGAUUACACAAGAAAUCGAAUCACCGAUUCGGAUCGGACCCAAGCUUUUUGAGAAGCCUUUUCAACGCGUACAGAUGUUCCGUCGAAGAAAUCACAUUAAAAUCUCUGCUUCCGGCUUCCUCUUCUAAUCGCGUUUCAUCUGCCAAUUUAAACAUCAUUCACUGAAUUCAAUCCCAAGUUUCUAAUUCCAAUUCUAUUUACAUUAUGAUUAACAUACUGCAGUUUCUAUGCAGAAUAAAACCUGAUUUAUAUUUAUUAAUAAAAUCUAAAUUCAUAAUGUUUCGAACAUAAUUUUUUCUGUAAAUGUAUAAGAGUUUAAUGAAUAUUGCGCUGCUUUAUUAAUCUCGUCUUUGUUGACGAGAAAGUAUUUUUCUCAGCAAGUGUCGACGGUUCAGUUAACGAGAUCUACUAAAGGGAACGCGUUACGCCAACGUCGAAACACAUCCGUGGGUCGGACUUCCUACAUCCGCAGAUACGUAAUCCGCACUUCCGGUAAACCGUGAACGUCGUGUAGUUCGAUGAACCGUGUGAAAAAUCGUGCAGUAUCCUUUCAUAUUCAUUGCGACGCGCGUGUGGAGUUCGCCCGAAGGUUGUCCGACGGUAAACGAACUUCGAUAUACCCUGGAAAGGGUCUGCGGCCUGGUGCCACAGGAAUCAGUGAAAGGUGGUGGAAUCGAUGUUCGUAUAUAAGCUGAGUACUGCGCUGCCACUGACAUUCAACGCUCGAACCCAGUGCUCAGACAAUAAACACCCCCUUGAGAAGAUCUGCAAGCAUGAAUCCGAUUAUUACUUUGUUCGGCGUCGCGAUAAUCGCUGGUAUCGUUACCGCCGGUUACUUGGAGGAGGAUCAUGGACACUCGACCUACGAGGAGAAGCAUCACACGGUGGAAAUUCCGAUUUAUAAAAAAUAUGCGAUUCCGAUUCCUCAUCCGGUGCCAGUUGAAGUACCGCAGAAAAUAGAGAUCCCGAUUCCGCAGCCUCAACCGGUGCAGAUCGAGAUUCCUCACCCGGUGCCUGUGGAGGUCGUUAAGCACAUAGAAGUACCUGUGGAAAAGCCCGAGCCCGUCGUCGUCGAGAAGCACGUGCCUUUCGUGGUGGAGAAGCCGUAUCCGGUGUACGUCGAGAAGAAGUUCCCGAUUCCGGUGGCCAAGCCGUAUCCAGUUCAUGUGCCAGUGUACAAGCACGUAUUCCAUUACACUUCAAAGGGCAAGGGGUGGCACUAGGUCGACCUCACCCCGCU
Ceratina calcarata is the source of this 1662-nucleotide messenger RNA. RefSeq names its product MAGE-like protein 2. The coding region runs from base 1196 to 1645 and encodes 149 amino acids. NCBI's taxonomy places the organism in Eukaryota, Metazoa, Arthropoda, Insecta, Hymenoptera, Apidae. The record is from RefSeq and is a predicted model, not a curated record. The transcript has 4 exons.